This is a messenger RNA of Hypanus sabinus (Atlantic stingray), 7134 nucleotides long. It is a transcript of the gene prepl, whose product is annotated as prolyl endopeptidase like. The transcript has 14 exons. The record is from RefSeq and is a predicted model, not a curated record. Gene Ontology annotation, biological process: proteolysis. Lineage: Eukaryota; Metazoa; Chordata; Chondrichthyes; Myliobatiformes; Dasyatidae. Gene Ontology annotation, molecular function: serine-type endopeptidase activity. Gene Ontology annotation, cellular component: cytoskeleton; Golgi apparatus. Bases 194 to 2320 code for a protein of 708 amino acids.
GUUACUGCGUGCACUCGAACAGUGUACUGAGAUGUGAGGUGCAGAGAAAGCCUGUUGUGAUCAGUGUUUGCUUUUUGUAAACAGAGGAAAUGUAUAAUUCUCACCUUUUUUUUAAAAAAAGGUAGGGAAAUUAAGAAACGGUGUUGCCCCUACAGUCGUUGUUUGUCUAUUUCGUUUGUGGACUGAGAUUAAAAUGCCUCGUGUGGUCAUUUUGCUUCAAAAGAUAAAGCUGAGUUUCCAAUCCAGCUGCUUUGCAGCUGCUUCAUGUGGUUUGAAAAGAUCCUCGUAUGAAACUCGCAGCUGGGGAGUCAGGAAGUUUGCGAGAACUUGUAAACAUUUUGAAAAGGGAAACAGUAAUAAAUUUGAAGCGUUUAAUUAUCAGGAACUUCUACAAGCAGAACUAAAAUAUUACAAAUCAAAGUCACACAAAUAUCAUAAAUUGGAAGAUAAGAUUAAAAAGAGGUUAGAAACAAUUUGUGACAAGUAUGCCUCCAAUAAUAACAAUCAUGUGAUGCAUGUGGAUGACACUGAGUACUUUGAAGAUGAUGGCUGCAUUUAUAGAAAACUUCAGAAUGGUUCUCCUGAAGUUGUUCUCUGCCUGGAUCGACUACAGUUUGUUCAAACAAAAGAUGCUCAAUUUCAGCGCAUCAGAGUCUCACCAAAUCAGAAGUAUUUGGCUUUGAGCAUAUGUACGACAUCAGAUGAACCUACCUGCAUUGUGGUAAAGCUUGAUUCAAAGCCGGUGGUGGCACAUGUUUUGCCGAAAGCAUUUAGUUUUGAAUGGGCCACAGAUAACUACCUAUUCUACACCAUUCUGGAGAAGCUUCAAUCCCAACAAGUUUUCAGGCUUCUGCUGGGAGACCAGAGAGCAACAUCUGAAAUGGUUUACAAAGAGAAUGAUAUCAGGUCUUUUGUGGAGCUAACUUGCAGCAAGGAUGGAAAAUACAUCACCAUCAACAGCAACAGUAAGAAUAGUUCAGAGGUUUGGUUAAUUGAUCGAACGCAUCCACUGGAGGCGGCCAGGGUUGUGCAGGAGCGACUUCCUGAUCUCAUUUAUCACGUGGAACACUGGAAAGACCAGUUAUAUAUUCUGACCAAUUUUGGUGCCUCAAAAGAAUAUAGACUGAUGAAAGCUCCAAUUUCUUCGUCUGGAAUGCAGAAUUGGAAGACUGUUUAUGCAGUCGAAGACAAACAUAAACUAAUCGAUAUGGAGCUGAUCAAUGAUUAUUGCAUAAUGAUACUGAAGUGUUAUGGUCACUUAUAUAUGCAUGUCUUUUCUCUCGAAGAGCCAGGAGCUGUUAAGUCCAUCCAGCUCCCAGCCUGGGCUUGUGCCAUUGAGUGUGAAGCUUGCGUGGAAAAUAAGACAAACGUAAUUUGUUUUCAGUUAUCCUCUCCAGUGCAGCCCCCAGUGAGUUUUCAGUAUUCACUGGUUGAAGAUGAGCUGUAUAUUUAUGAUGAAGCUUGGCUAGAUAUUACCAAGGACUAUAUAGUGACUCGCUUAAAAGCACGAAGUAUGAAUGGAACGUUGGUACCUAUCUCAGUUUUUCAUAAAACAGUGUUAAAUCAAAUAAAUGAAAAACCUUUGUUGGUCCAUGUCUAUGGAGCUUAUGGUAUGGACUUGAAUGUUGACUUUAAGCCAGAACAGUUAAUGUUAUUGGAAGAUGGCUGGAUUUUAGCAUAUUGCCAUGUAAGAGGUGGUGGUGAGUUGGGUUUAAACUGGCACAAAGCUGGUCGGUUAGAUAAGAAGCACAUUGGCAUUGAAGACUUGCAGGCUUGUCUGUGCUACUUGCACACAAUGGGAUAUUCCAACCCAAGGCAGACAGCACUCACUGCAAAUAGUGCAGGUGGACUCCUUGUUGGAAGCUUGUGCAACACAUCACCUGAUUACGUCAGAGCUGUUGUUUUACGAGCUCCUUUCCUUGAUGUUCUCAACACCAUGCUAGACUCUUCAUUACCACUCACCAGUGAAGAUCAAGAAGAGUGGGGGAACCCUCUGUGUGACCAAAGACUUUUCAAGUACAUUCAAGCUUAUUGUCCAUAUCAGAAUAUUAAGCCACAGAAUUAUCCCUCUGUAUUCAUCACAGCUUACCAAGGUGAUCAGCGUGUACCACUGUCUGGCUUGUUAAAAUAUACAAACAAACUUCGAAAUGCUGUGACUGAUAACAAGUACAUUACAACAGACAAAGGUGAAUCACCGAGCAUCAUUUUGGAUAUCCGGCCUGGAGAUGAUCACUUUGGUCCAUCCAACUGGGAACAAUCAUUGCACGAAGUUGUCAGACAUUAUGCUUUUCUAUAUAAGGAGCUGGAACUUGAUCCAUAGGCAAGUUGUAAUUGAGUAUUUUCUUUGUAGUGCAUACUGUCAGAGACGUAAACAAGAUAUGAGAUGAAUGAUUACCUUUUCUGGAUUUUCAGUGUUUAUUUUUGUUAUUAGUAAUUGUUUAAUGCACACUGAAUUGGUAUACUUUAUGUAUUGUGCAAAUAUUUUAAACACUAUUUAAAUUUAUAACUUAAUUUUCAUUGUAUUUGUACUAUAGAUUAAUUUUCAUUUGCUUUAUCUGAGAUUUGAAGUAAAACAUGACAAUUAUUCACUCCCAUGUGCCAUCUUUUGUGUCCUUUCACUCCAAGAUGACUUCUGUUACAUUUUCUUCAUGAAAAAUUGUUUAAAUACCUUUCUGUAAUAAAUUGAACAGCCUUCUGUAAAUAUUACCCAAGUUCUGUGCUGUCAUCUUUGGCAAUUUCUUUACCUGUCAUCACACAUCUGAUUGAUGAUGUGCUUGCACAUUUAAUAAAAUACCCAACCUAAAGAGCAAAGGUUACAAAGCUGGCAGAGGGAGGAUUUAUUGUACAAUUUUUAUUGGCCUUGCUCUUUUGCAAAUUCCUUUCAAAAGGGCAAAUCAGUUUGAUCAGGUUAUGAACAAUCAUUCCACUAAUAGACCGUGCUUCCAGCCCCCAGUCAGAUGAGCAGUAAAAUAAAAUAAAAUGUGCUCCAAGUGGCAGUGGGUAGAAAGUAGGAUUCGGCUAAGAUCUUUGCUGGCACCACUGUUAUUCAUUAUUUUGAUUUAAUAGUUUAGAUUUAACAAACAAUACUUCUAAUGCAAAUUUCCAGAUGUUGUCAUUAGAAAGCCUAAUUGAUUCCAGAAGAACUUCAACAGAUUGUAAAGAUGUAUAUUUAAACUGAAAAAUGUUAUAAUAGCUGAUAUUUAGAAUUAUAUUUUUAUUUUGCAUUUUACUUGGGAAGUUUACAGCAAAAAUGUUAACAAUUAUGAUGAUAUCAGAAGAGCAAGAUUACUUAUCUUUCAGGAAAGUUGAACAGACUGGUUUUUUGCAAAAGAGAUGGGUGUAGUUGUAAAUCCAUGAAAACGUUUUGGCAGAGUGCUUCCAUUUGUGGAGAGAAACAAAACUAAAGGCUAGAAAUGUCCAAGAAAUCAAAUACCAAAUCCUGAAAGUAUUUUAAUCUCUAAAAUAGUACCAAGUCAUGUUUACUACUACAGUAAAAAAAAAUGUAGCAAUCUUUAAAGCAAGACAAUUAAAGAAUCUGAGGCAAUGUAUGGAAGGUAAUGUUAAGACUAAGUAAAAAAAAAAGGCUUGAAUGGAGCAUGGUUGCCAGGAAUACACUGAAAUGAGCUGAACAGCCAGGUCCCCUACUGUAUAAUUAUCAUCCCAUGCAACAGAAAGUGGGUAGGAAAUAAACUAAGAAAGAUUGAAUCCAUAUAUGUACUUCAUAACUCAUUAAUAACUUGGAACACCAUGCUUUUUAAACAAAAAUUAUCAGAUAUUUGGAAGCAUAAAAGUUUAUGAGCCGAUCAAAGUACUUCACGUCCUAAGACAAACCUGUGACCUUGAAAGAGUCUUGUUAAAAGGACCUGAAAUUCUUUAGAUUUCAUGAUUGUUCAAAUUUGUUUAAAAUAAGAUCUGGAACUGUUAUAAAGGUUUGAUGCUUAUUGAUUAAAGAUCAAAAGCAAGACUUGAUAAUUUAGAAUAAAAUCACAAAGUGACUCAGAUUUAAAUGGUAACUAAUAACCUCAUAGGCAAGGCUAAAAUUACAUGUUCUGUCUAGUUACAACCUUUACAUUUCAGCAGACAUUGCAGAUUUUAAUAUAUUGCAGGCCAAUAGAUAAUGCUUAGGAAGGCUAAAGUUGCAGGUAAAGGAAGAUAGACCUAUCAAAACUUAGAUUUAUGAUUAUAACCUCUGUACCAUGAACCAAGUCCUUUAUAUUCAACAGUUUAUGUAAAGCAACUACAGUUGUGACUAAAAACUGCAACUGCAAGUGUGAGAUUUGAGAAGAAAAUACAUCAAAUAACUAGCUCACUGACAACUUUGGAGAUUAGGCAACCCAUCAGUAUGCACAGCCAAACCUAUGAUGGGCAACUUGAUUUACAUUCCUUUGUUCUAUUAAUUACAUCUUUCAAAAAACAGUUCGGAUUUACUUUAUCAGUAGAUAGUAAAAUGAAAAAUUCAUUCAAUGAUUGUUUAUUAAAUACAAUACAGUUCUGAUCAAGAAACUUCUUACAUCUGUUCCAAAGACCCAGUUUUUUUCCUUUUUGUACAGCCAGCUGUGGAUAAACUCAUUCAAGUGUGGCUGGAGUGCUUAAGAGUUAUCACCAGUGCAUUCUGAUUUGGAAAAAUUUAUUAAAAUUACAAGCAAACAAAACUGACUGGGCCAGGCAGAAACUGGGUAUGCAAUGGUGAGUGACUCCUCAAUUUUUCUUUCGACUGCAGCACAACUGAAAAGUGCAAUAGAAUAAUCUCUGUUCCCUGGUGAAUACAGCUCUAAUUAUAUUUAAUCUUAACUAUGAAACAGCAACCUGUUAGGUUAGUACUAUCCUGAACAUUUACACCUUUCAGUACCAGAAAGCUGGGCAAUAUGAACCAUGUGCUGUAUGUAAAAUACAUUACACUAGUAUCUCCUUAAUCCAUCAUUCUUACUACCUAGGCCAUGCACAGGAGGCAAAUGGAAAUGAUACCAUCUACAAGUAUUUUAUGUAGGACACAUGCUAUCCUGACCUGGAACUGACAGUUCCUUGAUAGUCCCUGGGCAUAAAUCCAUCAUGUGCUGACUAAAGCCACAAAGGAGACUGAAGUAUUGAGGCAAGUGGGGAGAGUGAGCGUCAGCUGCCUGUGUUUUGAUCACUGAGGAUCACUCUGCUAUGCUACCACAGAAGGGAAGGCCUGCCACUGUGCACGGAGAAUGUUGCCAAGGUUUUCUACAUUUUGAAUGUGGACUCGGACUAUAGACUUUUUUACAGAAGCAGCAACAAUGCUUGACAAAGCAUCCCCCAAUCUACAUUGGGCCUCACCAGUGCGUGCAGAGGAGAUCAUAUUGGCAGCACAGGAUAGAGUAAAGGACCUCAACAGAUUCGCAAGUGAAGCAUUCUCUAAUCUGGAAGGGCUGUUUGGGGCAAUGACUAUAGGUGAGGCAGGAGGCAAAUGGGCAGGUGUAUCAUCUCUUCCACUUGCAGGGAUAAGUGCCAGAAGGGAGGUAAAGAUGUGUUUAGUGGUCAGAAGUUGCAGAUAAUGAUACAUUGGAUGCAGAAGCACAUGGGAUGGUAAGUAAGCCCAAAAGGAACUUUAGCCCUAUUAAGGCGGCAGGCAGAUGGGAUGAGUGUGAUUGUCCGGGAAAUGGAGGAGAUCCGGGUGAGGGUAGCGUCAAUGGUGGAGGAAGGAAAACCCUGUUCAGUGAAGGAGGACAUGUCUGAUGUCCUGGAAAGGAAAGCCUCAUCCUGGUAGCAGAUGGGGCAGAGACACAGGAACUGAGAAAAGGGAGUCAGCAUUUUUACAGGAGACAGGGUGGGAAGAGGUAUGGUCAAGAUAACUGUGGGAAUUGGUAGGUUUAUAAAAAUGUCAGUUGACAGUUUGUCUUCCAGAAAAUGGAGACAGAAUUGACAAAGAGGAGAGAGGUGUCAGGACUGAACCAUGUGAAUUCAAGGGCAUGGUAGAAGUUGGAGGCAAAGUUGAUGAAUCUGACAAGCCCAGCAUGUGUGCAUGAAGCAUCACCAAUGCAGUCAGCAAUGUAGCACAGGAAUAUUUGGGGAGCAUUACCUGGAAUAUAGGCUGUUCCAUGAAGCCAGUGGAAGGGCAGGCAUAGCUGGGCCUUUGUGGGUGCUCAUGGCUGCACUGAGUUUAGAGAAAGUGGGAAGAGCCAAAAGAGAAACUGAGGGUGAAGACAAGUUCCACCAGGUGGAGGAGGGUAGUGGUGGAGGUGAACUGGUUGAGUCUGUUGUAAGAUGUGUUAAGGGUGAAACUGAAGGGAAAGUCACAGUAAAUAGUGAAAGAGAUACUUUGAAGGAGGUUAAUCAACAAUACUUGAAAGAAUGGAAUGAUCAUAGUGCAUCAUUGUUUAUAGUACCAAACAAUUUUAAAUUAGAUUUUAGAUUAUGAGGACACUCAGUCCUUGUUUAUUGUCAUUUAGAAAUGCAUUCAUGCAUUAAGAAAUGAUACAAUGUUCCUCCAGAGUGAUAUCACAAAAUAAAAAGAGGACAAACCAAGACCCACACUGACAAAACCCACAGAAUUAUAGCAUAUAGUUACAGCAGUGCAAAGCAAUACCGUAAUUCGAUAGACGCAGACCAUGGACGUGUUUUUUUAAAAAGUCUCAAAGUCCCGAUUGACUCCAAUAGUCCAAUAUCAGGCAGCAAAAGGGAGAAACUCUCCCUGCCAUUAAACUUCCAGGCACUGACAAUUAAUGCCUCGGAAGUACCCGACGACAGCAGACUCUUGAGUCUGUCCGAAAACUUCAAGCCUCCAACCAGCUCCUCCUUCUGCCGAGCACCUUCGACCUCAUCCCAGCCGCUGAAACAAGCAAAGCCGGGGUCUCGGAGGCCUUCUCCUCCGGAGAUUCCGGUCUGCACGGUAGCAAAGCGGGCAUUUCAGAAGUUUCUCCAGAUGUUCCUCCACACUCUCACGUCUGCCUCCAUCAAAUCAGGAAUAUGCACGGAUCCCUACCACAUAACAGAUAUCCAUUCUCCGGAGAGGCCACGUGCACUGCGCCGCGCCAUCAUCUUCUCCUCCUAUUACAUUACUAUUUUUGAUUAGUCUCAUUUCAAUGAGGAAUAAAAUAGACUGAAGGAACUGAAACAAGGAAUGGAUUUGAGACGUGCAUAAAAUUGUGUAGCAAUAAUGUAUUCAGAUAGAAA